CCUACCUCUCUCCCCAUGUGCACUGUCGGUCUCUCGAAUUAUAUCUUAUACAGUACAAGUCUUUGCAAUUAUACGGUAUGCUUUACGUUCUACAUUUUACACUAGACACAAAAACAGUUCAGAAAAAGUCCCAUUACUUCUGCUAUACUGUGUAAAUGAGCCAGCGUAGGAUGAGAUUUUCAUAACGACAACUACAGCUACGGUCGCAACGAUGUUCAUUCUGACAAAGAUUGCCGAUCUGGUGCAGAUCAGGCCAGACAAUUUUGAGAAGCCCAGCCAUAUCGCGAUAGAAGACAGCAUCAAUGCUAAGUAUGCGAACCGGGUAAUCCAGAAGAUCGGUCUUUGUAUCUGCAUGUAUGACCUACUAUGGGCGUCUGAGGGUCUCAUCGGCCAUGGAAGUGGUAUGGUUAAUGUCAACGUCGAGUUUCGUAUGAUCGUCUUCAGGCCCUUCAAGGGUGAGACCGUGUUUGGGAGGAUCAGUGAAGCCAGUCAAGAUGGAAUCCACAUCCGCACUGAAUUCUUUGAAGAUAUAUUUGUGGAGUAUAAGGAGUUACCCGAAAACACACAAUACAACCAUAAUGAGAAUGCGUGGACAUGGAUCUAUGACCCCGAGGGUGAUCCGAUGUGGUACGACAAGAACGAGAUGGUUCGCCUCCAGGUAAUUGAAGAGGAAUGGCACGACCAGACUCCUGAGAGUGCCGAGGAAGAAGCAGUCGACAAGGCGAAGAAGCUAUCCCCUUACCGCAUAAAGGGGACUAUGAUGAAGGAAGGUCUCGGGGUCUGUUUGUGGUGGGAGUGAUUUCAUAGGUGCUUUCUUUAACUAACUGUAUACAACUGCAUAUGGUGGCGUUUGGUUGGGAAUCGCUACUUGCGUAGGUUUGGCUGAUUAGCUACUCAGCCCUCUUAUUUAGACUUGAUACCCUCGAGUAAUCGAUCUUCUACUCCGUCCAAG
Messenger RNA from Daldinia loculata, 952 nucleotides. Its product is annotated as RNA polymerase III subunit Rpc25-domain-containing protein. Gene Ontology annotation, cellular component: RNA polymerase III complex. The record is from RefSeq and is a predicted model, not a curated record. Lineage: Eukaryota; Fungi; Ascomycota; Sordariomycetes; Xylariales; Hypoxylaceae. The transcript is spliced from 5 exons. Gene Ontology annotation, biological process: DNA-templated transcription; transcription initiation at RNA polymerase III promoter. The coding region runs from base 212 to 799 and encodes 195 amino acids.